AUGUCGCCUAACAUCUCACAUCGUCGUCAUCCUUCGGCUCCUCCAGCAGUCGUAGUUCAAGCCACGAAAACACCUGGCUUGCUUUUCAUUUCAAAGCAGCCUUCACGACCUUCAACUCCUCGUAAUCAUCAACAGCUUCCUCAGAGUCAUCAGAAACAGCAUCGGUCUCCAAAGCCGAAACAGAAACAGCUUGUCCCUCAGUCACAGGGCCGUGCAACACAGCCUCCAAUUUCCGAGUCAUCCGAUGAACCUACCAAGCCUCCUACCCAGAAAAGUCAUCCCGAUGUUGUCUCGAAGCUAGCUGUUCAUCCGGCUACGUCAUCGCCGGACAAGGCUGUACGAGGUAGACAAUGCAAGGCACCUAAAGAUAAGGGAACGACGAGGAGCUCUUCUUCGAAUGCGCAAGCGCGACGCAGCAACAUCCGUCAACCUUCACCACCUAUUCUCUCGCAGGCUGAGGGUACCACUUCUUCGACACAAACUUUUGGCCGUCACAACAACAAUCCCGCAUCCAACUCUUUUGAUCCCUUCGUUGUCAGUUCCGAUUCUGAUUCGGACAACUCGCUUCCAUCCAUGACUUUGACGCCCAAGAAUCCUUCUUUGCAAACUCCUUCCCUGUCAUCUCAACCUACAGGAAAACUCGCUGCUCGUCGCCGUCGCCCUUUCCCGCAGCAAAUUGCCACACCUACCCCUUCCAUUCGAGCAGUUCCUGUCCCUAGAUCUAAUAUUCAGUCCACUCGCCACAGUAUCUCUCGUUCAGCUCCGAGCCAAUCUGCUGCACCACUCAGAACCGCACGGCGCAUUUCCGCUGGUUCUGCCGCAGAUUUCCCAGUUUGUGACGACACCACUGAUGUUGAUGAUGAUCAUUCUCCUCUAUCAACCCCCACUCGCGAGAGAUCUGCUGGGACCUGGCAGCAACUUGUAUUUGAGGAAAGCCCCCGUACAGCACCGCUCAAUACGAGCGCAGGGUUUCCGUUUGGUGGGCGGUUGAACUGCAACACUCCGUCUCCAUCCCGCAAACAUUACAGGACGCCCAGUGAUGGUAUUUUUCACAUGUCCUUGGACGAGGACACGGCAUCGACUUCUGAUGCUUCUGAGGAGCAGAAGAAGUUGUUUGGCUUCAUGCCAAGGAAGCCUGGUUCAGUUGGACCAAGCGUCACCCGCGCUGUUAAGGACAAGGCUGGGUUCUUUGCGAGUUCAGUGUUCCAAAACUCGCCGAGCCCCGACGAGUUGCCUCCGCCCGCUUUUUGA
Messenger RNA from Suillus subaureus, 1251 nucleotides. RefSeq lists its product as uncharacterized. The transcript has 2 exons. Lineage: Eukaryota; Fungi; Basidiomycota; Agaricomycetes; Boletales; Suillaceae. The record is from RefSeq and is a predicted model, not a curated record. Bases 1 to 1251 code for a protein of 416 amino acids.